AUGACUGCAGAAUCCGCCCCACUUGCACCACCUACCUUGGAGGGCCUUCCCGACGAGAAGAAUCCUGCCAUUUCAAACGAGCUCGCAACCCCAGAACACGUCGCUCUGGAAAUGAAGAAAAAUUCUAAAGGCAUCCGAGCGUAUCUCCCCUGGCCAAAGAAAGAACCCAAGACAAUGGAGAGCGAAGCUGAAAACGCAAAUACAGCGGACACAGUCGUCCCUGUGUCUUUCUUAUCGCUAUUUCGGUAUUCAACUCGCUUUGAAAUAAUAUUGGACAUUUGUGGUGUAAUAUGUGCUGUUGCUGCUGGCGCUUCGCAGCCUCUCAUGACUUUGAUAUUCGGCAGACUGACUGAAGAUUUCGUUACAUUUGGUUUAGCAGAGAACGAGUACUAUCAAUCCCUACAGUCUCAAGAUCCGAACGUCAUUGAGCAGGCGCAGGCUGCAUUGGAUGCUGCUGCAUCCGGCUUCCGUCAAAGCGCUAGCCAGGAUGCUUCCUAUCUCGUUUAUAUUGGUAUCGCAAUGUUUGUUACCACGUAUCUGUACAUGUACACCUGGGUUUAUACUUCAGAGCUUAAUGGGAAAAGAAUACGAGAGAGGUAUCUUCAGGCCAUCCUUAGACAAGAAAUCGCCUAUUUUGAUGAUGUCGGCGCUGGAGAGGUUGCGACGCGAAUCCAAUCCGACACUCAUUUGGUACAACUAGGCAUAUCCGAAAAAGUCACCCUUGCAGUCACUUUCAUCAGCGCAUUCGCCGUUGGUUUUAUCCUUGCAUAUGCCCGGUCAUGGCGUCUCGCUCUUGCAUUGUCGUCCAUCCUUCCGUGCAUCAUGAUUAUAGCCGGUGUCAUGAAAUCGUUUGUGUCCAAAUACACGCAAUUGUCCUUGAAGCAUGUUGCUGAGGCAGGUAGUCUUGCAGAAGAGGUCAUAUCCACGGUUCGCACCGCGCAGGCUUUCGGGACACAGAAAGUUUUGUCUGGAAUUUACGAUAAGAAUAUCGAUGUAACUCGCGUCGUCGACUCCAAAGCGAGUAUUUGGCACGGUGCUGGGUUAGGCGGCCUCUUCUUCGUGAUCUACGCUGCAUAUGCACUGGCGUUCGAUUUUGGAACUACCCUCAUAAAUGAGGGCGAGGCUAACGCCGGACAGGUUGUGAAUGUCUUCAUGUCCAUCUUAAUCGGAUCUUUCUCUCUCGCCCUCCUUGCGCCUGAAUUGCAAGCCAUUACACGUGGUUGUGGUGCUGCCGCAAAAAUAUUCGCUACGAUCGAGCGUGUUCCUGAUAUCGACUCUGAAAACUCAGGAGGAUUAAAGCCUGCAAAAAUUACUGGCGAGAUUACGUUUGAGGACGUCAAAUUCAACUAUCCAUCUCGCGCAGAUGUCCCAAUUCUCAAAGGUAUCAACAUCACCUUCCCAGCUGGCAAGACCACUGCUCUCGUCGGCGCAUCUGGAUCUGGUAAAUCUACGAUCGUAUCUCUUACGGAACGCUUCUACGAUCCACUCGCUGGCUCUGUUUUGCUUGACGGAACUGACCUGCGGGAGCUGAACAUCAAAUGGUUACGCUCUCAGAUUGGUCUAGUCUCACAAGAGCCCGUACUUUUCGCGACAACCAUCAGAGGCAACGUCGCACAUGGUCUCAUUGGCACACCAUACGAGGAUGCAUCUGAUGAGGAAAAGUUCCAGCUCAUCAAAGCAGCCUGCAUCAAGUCUAAUGCAGAUAGCUUUGUCAGCCUCUUACCACAAGGAUAUGACACUAUGGUUGGUGAGCGAGGUUUUCUGUUAUCAGGAGGGCAGAAACAGCGCAUCGCCAUUGCACGAGCUAUCGUGUCGGAUCCGCGGAUUUUGCUUCUUGACGAAGCAACGAGCGCCCUUGAUACUCGCUCGGAAGGGAUUGUACAAGAUGCUCUGGACAAGGCAGCUGCUGGUCGAACUACCAUUACCAUUGCUCAUCGCUUGUCAACGAUCAAAGAUGCUGACUGCAUCCUUGUAAUGGGCGAGGGACUCGUACUGGAGCGAGGAACUCAUGCGGAACUCCUAGCGGACGAGAACGGCGCAUACUUUCGUCUCGUCACAGCUCAAACUCUCCGCGAGGGUCAUGAAGCUCUGGAUGCAGUGAUGUCAAGUGACGAGACAGAUUUGGAGAACCCUAUGCCAGAAGACCUCGAUAUCAAGAGCACCACUCGCUCCAUCAGAAGCGAAGUUGUCAGUCAAUCAAAGGAGAAAGCAGGGGACCAGGCUCCAGCGGAAACUUACGGUCUAUUCUAUUUGAUGGGACGAAUUGCUGGUCUUUACCGCGAAGGGCUUCACCGAUACUUCAUCGGAUCUUUGUUUGCCAUAUGCAAUGGUGCCGCUUAUCCUGCUUCCGGUAUAAUCUAUGGACAAGCGAUCUCCGGCUUUUCCGCCACCACAAAUUCUGAGCGCCGCUACCAAGGUGACCGGAAUGCUCUCUGGUUUUUCAUUCUUGCCAUUCUGUACGGCAUAUGUACUGGUUUUCAGAACUACUUUUUUGCCUCUGCUGCUGCUGUCUUGACUGCCAAGCUUCGUUCAAUGAGCUUCAAAGCCAUCCUCCGACAAGACAGUGAAACCCUCAUCGGACUCUGUAAGACUGGCGCUCUGACGUCACGCUUGGGCGAAAACCCCCAGAAGAUCAAUGGUCUUGCUGGUGUAACUCUGGGGACAAUUGUCCAAUCUAUCACAACUAUACUUGCUGGUUUGGCCGUUGGCUAUGCAUAUGCUUGGAAGCUGGCUCUCGUUGGCAUGGCAUGUCUCCCUGUCUCGGUGUCCACCGGCUUUAUACGUUUGCAAGUCGUUGUUCUGAAAGAUCGAAAGAACAAGUUAGCGCAUGAAAACUCCGCUCAGAUCGCCUGCGAAGCUGCUGCGGCUAUUCGCACUGUUGCGUCAUUGACCCGAGAGGAACACUGCCUUCAUCUUUACAGACAGAGCUUGGAAGGACCCGUUAGAAAAUCCAUCAGGACAGCGCUCUGGAGUAACAUGCUGUUCGCACUCUCUCAAGCCAUGGGGUUCUGGGUAAUUGCUCUAGUUUUCUGGUAUGGCGCGGAUCUCGUUUCGCGGCUGGAAGUUUCCACGGAAUCAUUCUUCAUUGCUUUGAUGAGUACGGUAUUUGGCGCUAUGCAGGCUGGUAACGUCUUUGCCUUUGUGCCUGAUGUCUCACUGGCCAAAGGGGCGGCCGACGCAAUCAUCAGGCUCCUUGAUUCAACUCCUGCGAUUGAUGCAGAGUCAACUGAAGGCAAAAGUGUUCCGAGCGAAACUAUCAAGGGCCGCAUACAGCUGGAGAACAUUCAUUUCAGUUAUCCUACUCGCCCCGGAUUCCGGGUUCUUCGUGGCCUCUCGCUUACCGUCGAACCUGGGACUUAUGUUGCCCUAGUCGGCUCUAGCGGCUGCGGUAAAAGCACAUUACUAGAGCGUUUCUACGAUCCACUUUCCGGACGGAUCUCGCUCGAUGGAGAGAUUAUCGACGAAUUUAACGUCCAGGCAUAUCGACAGCAGUUUUCACUUGUGUCGCAAGAACCUCUGACUACUUGUCUUGCAGACUUUAUACGCGGGACUGUCCGCUUCAAUAUCUUGCUCGGUGCCUCCAAACCAGAAUCUGAGGUCACACAAGAAGAGAUCGAGGCUGCCUGCCGUGAUGCCAAUAUACUAGAUUUUAUUCAAUCACUUCCAGAUGGGUUCAAUACCGAAGUCGAACGUAUAGCAAUCGCUCGCGCACUGCUUCGGAAUCCAAAGGUUCUUCUGCUCGACGAAGCUACAUCAGCUCUUGAUUCAAACUCGGAGAAGGUCGUGCAAGAAGCUCUUGACAAAGCUGCUAGAGGUCGUACCACCAUUGCUAUCGCCCACCGCCUUUCGACCAUCCAGAACGCUGAUCGCAUAUAUUUCAUCAAGGAAGGCAGAGUGAGCGAAUCUGGAACCCACGAUGAGCUUCUUGCGCGGAGAGGAGAUUAUUACGAGUUCGUACAGCUGCAAGCACUCAGCAAGAAGUAG
This is a messenger RNA of Suillus subalutaceus, 3984 nucleotides long. RefSeq names its product P-loop containing nucleoside triphosphate hydrolase protein. The record is from RefSeq and is a predicted model, not a curated record. Gene Ontology annotation, cellular component: membrane. The transcript has 21 exons. Gene Ontology annotation, biological process: transmembrane transport. NCBI's taxonomy places the organism in Eukaryota, Fungi, Basidiomycota, Agaricomycetes, Boletales, Suillaceae. Gene Ontology annotation, molecular function: ATP hydrolysis activity; ABC-type transporter activity; ATP binding. Bases 1 to 3984 code for a protein of 1327 amino acids.